AUGGAGAAAGUCUUAUUUUUGCUCUUCGUAGUGCUUCUAUUCUGUCCUAUUCAAACAGAGGCUGUGGCUUGUGGCUCCAGGAAUUUCCAGUGUGGCAAUGGCAGGUGCAUUACGAUGAGAUGGACAUGUGAUGGCUCAGAUGACUGUGGUGAUGGCACUGAUGAGCUCCCUGCUGCCUGCUUAGCAAAGACGUGCAAACUCAGUGAAUUCGGCUGUGGUGGGCGGUUAAACCAGUGUGUGCCCAACAGCUGGAAGUGUGAUGGAAAGGCAGACUGCGAGAAUGGAGCAGAUGAGGCUGGCUGUGGUCCCAGGCAGUGUUUGAAUGGUGAAUUCCGCUGUGACAGUGGGCAAUGUGUGUCAAGGUCAUUCGCCUGCGACAAGGAGCCAGAUUGCGAGGACGGCAGUGAUGAAGUCCACUGCCCGCCCACCACCUGCAGCGUCUCUUCCUUUCGCUGCAACAAUUCUAUGUGCAUCCCACGCUUGUGGGCCUGUGACGGAGACCAGGACUGCACUGAUGGCUCUGACGAGAGACCCCAGACCUGCGCCCUGCAGCCAUCUAUGGCUCCCAGCAUACCCUGCUCCUCCAUGGAGUUCCAGUGUGGCAACGGCAACUGCAUUCCCAACAUCUGGAAAUGCGAUGGAGAUGCAGACUGCCUGGAUGGAUCAGAUGAGAAAAACUGCUCCUUUUCCACAUGCCAGCUGGAUGAAUUUCAGUGCGAUGAUGGAUCCUGUAUCCAUGGCAGCCGUCAGUGCAACCAAGUGUAUGACUGUAGAGACAUGAGUGAUGAACUGGGUUGUGUUAAUGCAUCGCACUGUGAAGCACCAUCCAGGUUUAAAUGCCGCAGUGGAGAAUGUAUCAGCAUGGACAAAGUUUGCGACAAGCAGCGUGACUGCAGGGAUUGGUCUGAUGAGCCCUUGCGUGAGUGUGAUUCUAAUGAGUGUCUGUACAACAAUGGUGGCUGCUCUCAUAUCUGUAACGACCUGAAGAUCAGCUAUGAAUGUUUGUGCCCCAAUGGAUUCCGCUUAGUGACCAAGAAACGCUGUGAAGACAUUGAUGAGUGUGCCAACCCAGACACCUGCAGCCAAAUCUGUGUCAACCAGAUGGGCAGCUACAAGUGUGAAUGCAAGGAAGGCUACAAAAUAGAUCCAGCAACCAAAGCUUGCAAAGCUAUUGGAACUAUAGCCUACCUAUUUUUCACCAAUCGCCAUGAGGUGAGAAAGAUGACACUGGAUCGUAGCGAGUACACACGUGUCAUGUCUCGCUUGAAGAAUGUAGUUGCACUGGACAUAAAUGUUGCUACCAAAGAGAUCUUUUGGUCUGACCUGUCCUUGAAGAAGAUUUAUAGAGCACCUAUAGAUUCUGCAGCAGACUCCUCCCAGCAUAGUGUUGUGAUUGACACUGGUUUAGCUGCACCUGAGGGGAUUGCUGUGGACUGGAUCCAUGGUACUAUUUACUGGACAGACAGUAUACAUAGGACCAUCUCUGUAACAACUUCAGAUGGAAAGAAGUGGAAGACACUCUUUAAAAAAGGCCUGGGGAAGCCCAGAGCUAUUGUGGUUGACCCAAUCAAAAACUUUGUGUACUGGACUGACUGGGGUACACCAGCUAAGAUUGAGAGGGGUGGAAUGAAUGGAGCUGAUCGUACUGCCUUAGUGACUGAGGACAUUGUCUGUCCCAAUGGAAUAACGCUUGAUUUGCUGAACCAGCGCCUAUACUGGGUGGACUCCAAGCUUCAUACCCUCUCCAGUAUAGAUGUGCAGGGAGGGAGUCGUCGGGUUCUCAUUAUAGACCAGGGCAGACUGACCCACCCACUGAGUGUCACUGUUUUUGAAGAGAAAGUGUUCUGGACUGAUAUCAGCAACAAUGUCAUUCUGAGUGCAAACCGUCUGACAGGGGGAGACAUCACUAAAAUGGCAGAGCACCUCUCAUCUCCAGAGGAUAUUGUGCUGUACCACAACCUCAAGCAACCCAGUGCUAUGAAUUGGUGCAAGGCCAGCAAUGGAGGUUGUGAGUUCCUGUGUUUAGCUGCCCCACAGGUUAGCAGGUUCUCACCCAAGUACACAUGUGCCUGUCCUGACCAUAUGAUGCUGGACAAGGAUAUGAGGAAAUGUAUUCCUGUUGUUCCAACCACAGCAGCACCAGACCACUCCAAAGCUAGUCCAAACCAGACCAAUGGUCAUCUUUAUAUACCCUCAGAUACUUCUCAAAAACUUUCUGCUUCUACUAGUACCAGUCCAGCAGCUCCAUGCACAACCAUGCCUGUCCUUUACAGCCAGAUCACACAAAUUGGCAAUGUCAAAAUGACCCAGACGAACUCACCUUUUGAAGUGUCCACUCAUAUAAGCAGCCACAAUGGCAAUGCUGUUGCCAUGCCCCAAACUGAAUCUUCAACACCAGUCGCUCUUUAUAUUGCCUUGCCUUUGGUGGUGUCAUGUUUGGUUACAUUUGCUGCUGUGUUACUGUGGAGGAACUGGAAGAUGAGAAACACUAAUAGCAUUCACUUUGAGAACCCAGUCUACCAGAAAACCACAGAGGACACGGUCCAUAUAUGCAGAAGCUACAGUUUAGAUGGAUACUCCUAUCCACCUCGGCAAGUUGUCAGUCUUGAUGAUGAAUUAUAAGUUAUUCAAUAAGAUUGCUAAGGCUGAAAAAUGAAAUUCUGCCUCAAGGUCAAAAGAGGACCUUUCCUUUUUUGUACAACAUUAUCAAAUGGACAUUCAGAGUUUGAGAACACGUUUCACUGAUGAAAGACAAUUCCAGGGGCACAAACAAGGUCAUCAGGCCAGUGCAGCUCAUAGCAGCUUCUAGUAAAUGGCUAAAAACAAAGUAACAUCAGACAACAGCAAACUCUCCUGUAAAAUAACCUUUUUCAAUGCAUUUUGAGUUUUGAGGUAUUGUAAAUAUUUUAUGUUCUACCUUUGUGAGUGUACCUUUUUAAAAUAUAUUUCAUUAAAUGUAAAUACUACUUUUAACACUACUAACAUGUAACUAGCAAAACCUCAGGACAUACAGUUACAUAAAACAAAAGCCUAACAGACUCUUUUCGGUAGAAUGGAAUAGUGCCAGGACCGCCUCCACCUAAAAAACAAUUCUGCCAGCAUGUAUAACACAAUACUUUUUCUAAAUGAGUGGUACUUUUUUAAAUUUUUUAACUGUACCACAACAGCAGAUUAUCAAUAACCCACAGUCUAUAAAUACUGGAAAGCUGUUGGACACAAAUCAGCAUCAAUUUAAUAUAAUUUAACAUCACACCAUUGCUGACUAUAUAGAGAACUGUAAAACCUUUUUAAACUCUUAUAAAAUGUUCAGCAUUGGUGACCAAUGUGGCAAUAUUUGUGAUGUUAACACACAAAGGUAUAUUUUGUCUGUGAGUUGGAAUUUCAUUUUGUUUUGUUUUUUAUUUUAUUAUUCUCUGCAAUACUAAAAAUCUCCUUCAACUUUAUCCCUUAUUCACAUCUGUCAUAUCUGUCUUUCUUCAAUUUCAUCUAAUGAUGAAAAUACUUAACAAAGCCUCCACAAAUAUUCAGUAUAUCACUGUUAAGUGCUUGUAAAUACAAUAAUUAAGGCUGUCAUUUUUGUCUAAUUUUGGAUCACCGAGAAGUAUAGGUAGAAAUUGAUAUUUGUGUAUUUAGAACAGUAUGUUAAGAUAAAAAAUACUACAGGCAGAAUUGGCCUGUAAGGGAUUAGACACCAGACAGCACAACAGUCUCCCUAGCUGUUACGGCUAGUUUUGCAGCAGGGAUGUGUAAAUGUUGUUUUGAUUGAUGCCAUUCUGGGAGAUUUAGAGGUGUUGUGUAUUGGUUUGAUAAAUGAGGAGCUGGAUUAGAUCACUACAUUUAUAGCAUUGAACCACUGCUGGUUAAAGUACUGUGUGAAGAUUUGUUAAAUGUUUAUCUACAAAUGUAAAUGCACUUUAUUAUUCUGUCUGUACAUUAUUCUAGUCUGUACAUUUAAGUCUGAUGUAUAUAAACAAAUACCAUUAUUUAUUGUAGACUCUACAUAGAUUGCCUCUUGUGUGUGAAAAUCUGAAAUAUCUUAAAGUAUACAGUGUCUUCUGUAUACAACUACGUGUAACAUUGUAUGUUCUGAAUGGCUGACAUAGUUGUACACAGCGAUCUGUUUAGUAGAGAACUACAUGCCCUGAGCAUUCAUGGACUAUGACUGACACUUUUUUAUGAAAUAGUUAAAAAUAUUUCUUAGCCUGUGUAUCAUUCUGAUUUUCUGAAAAGUAAAUAAAUGUCUGCUAUAUUUU
Messenger RNA from Electrophorus electricus (electric eel), 4253 nucleotides. RefSeq names its product low density lipoprotein receptor a (gene ldlra). NCBI's taxonomy places the organism in Eukaryota, Metazoa, Chordata, Actinopteri, Gymnotiformes, Gymnotidae. Gene Ontology annotation, biological process: receptor-mediated endocytosis. Gene Ontology annotation, molecular function: protein binding; hormone binding; calcium ion binding. Gene Ontology annotation, cellular component: signaling receptor complex; plasma membrane; apical plasma membrane. The record is from RefSeq and is a predicted model, not a curated record.